CAGGUAAGAAAAUGUCACAUUUGAGCAUUUGUACCUGAAGUCAGCACGCUAAUUUCAGGCCACAUGGAUAUGUGCCAACUUUUGCAUUUCCUCUGUGUAUCCUGUGACCAUUCUAUCUGGGAACAUCCUUCAAAGAGUUCAUGCAUCUUACUGAGGACACCUGACCUUUUGAAGCUUCAUAAUUCACCUCUAGAUGCCACCAGUCUUUCCCAUGUUAACAGUUCUGACUAUGUUUUAUUAUAUAUGCCUUCGGCGCCGAGCCAGGACGGCAGCAAGAGGAGAAAUGAUGAACAGCCAUAGAACUAUAGAAUCAAACAGCCGGACUUCCCCUCUCAAUGCAGAGGUGGUCCAGUAUGCCAAAGAAGUAGUAGAUUUCAGCUCCCACUAUGGAAGUGAGAAUAGUAUGUCAUAUACCAUGUGGAAUCUGGCAGGUGUACCAAAUGUGUUUCCAAGUUCUGGUGACUUUACUCAAACAGCUGUGUUUCGAACUUAUGGAACAUGGUGGGAUCAGUGCCCUAGUGCCUCCUUGCCAUUCAAGAGGACACCACCCAAUUUUCAGAGCCAGGACUAUGUGGAGCUUACUUUUGAACAACAGGUAUAUCCUACAGCUGUUCAUGUUCUAGAAACCUAUCAUCCUGGAGCAGUCAUUAGAAUUCUGGCUUGUUCUGCAAAUCCCUAUUCCCCAAGUCCACCGGCUAAUGUCAGAUGGGAGAUUCUUUGGUCAGAGAGACCUACGAAGGUGAAUGCUUCUCAGGCUCGCCAGUUUAAGCCUUGUAUUAAGCAGAUAAACUUUCCCACAAAUCUUAUACGGCUGGAAGUAAAUAGUUCUCUUCUGGAUUAUUACACUGAAUUAGAUGCAGUUGUGCUACAUGGUAUGAAGGACAAGCCAGUGCUUUCUCUCAAGACCUCACUUAUUGACAUGAAUGAUCUAGAAGAUGAUGACUAUGAAGAAAAGGAUGACUGUGGAAUGGAGAAUCUUAACAAAAAAUUUAGCAGUGCUGUUCUCAGGGAAGGGCCAAACAAUGGAUAUUUUGAUAAACUACCUUAUGAGCUCAUUCAGCUGAUUCUGAGCCAUCUUACACUACCAGACCUUUGCAGAUUAGCCCAGACUUGCAAGCUACUGAACCAGCAUUGCUGUGAUCCUCUGCAAUACACUCACCUCAAUUUGCAACCUUAUUGGGCAAAAGUAAAUGAUACGUCUUUGGAAUUCCUACAGACUCGCUGCACUCUUGUCCAGUGGCUUAAUUUAUCUUGGACAGGAAAUCGGGGCUUCAUCUCUGUUUCAGGAUUUAGCAGGUUCCUGAAAGUUUGUGGAUCUGAAUUAGUGCGCCUAGAGUUGUCUUGCAGCCACUUCCUUAAUGAAACUUGCUUGGAAGUUAUUUCUGAGAUGUGUCCAAAUCUACAGGACUUAAAUCUUUCGUCGUGUGAUAAACUACCACCUCAAGCUUUCAACCACAUUGCUAAUUUAUGUGGCCUUAAACGACUUGUUCUCUAUCGCACUAAAGUAGAGCAAACAGCACUGCUCAGCAUUUUGAACUUCUGCUCAGAGCUUCAGCACCUCAGCCUGGGUAGUUGUGUAAUGAUCGAAGACUAUGAUGUGAUAGCUAGCAUGAUAGGAGCCAAGUGUAAGAAACUCCGGACCCUGGACCUAUGGCGAUGCAAGAAUAUUACUGAGAACGGGAUAGCAGAACUGGCUUCUGGCUGCCACCUUCUAGAGGAGCUGGACCUCGGCUGGUGCCCCACUUUGCAGAGCAGCACCGGGUGCUUCGCCAGACUUGCACACCAGCUUCCAAACUUGCAAAAACUCUUUCUCACAGCCAACAGGUCUGUGUGUGAUACAGACAUUGAAGAACUGGCAGGUAAUUGUACCAGAUUGCAGCAACUGGACAUAUUAGGAACAAGAAUGGUAAGUCCAGCAUCUUUAAGAAAACUCCUGGAAUCUUGUAAAGAUCUUUCCUUACUCGAUGUGUCCUUCUGCUCACAGAUUGAUAACAGAGCUGUACUAGAACUGAAUGCUAGCUUCCCAAAAGUGUUCAUAAAAAAGAGCUUUACACAGUGACUUAAUGUAUGUCUUAUAAUAAAAUUUGUGUGCUUUUUUAGGGCUUUAUUUUGGAGUUGGUUUUACUUUGUUGCUUUGUUUAGUUUUCGUAGUAGUAGGGAUUAAAACAUUUGUAGGUUUUAAAGAAAAAUGUCAAAUUGCCCAUUAAAUCAAAUACGGCUACAAGUGAGUGUUCUCACAAAAUACGGCCAGCAUUUUUCUUCAGUAGCUCAGUGGCUGAUCCUGUUUUUACUGUACAUUAAUCAGUGAUAACAUGCUUUAGACAGAAAUACAUUGUUUAAUAAAAGAAUGAUGUGAAGACAUUUUAACUUAUUUUUAAAGGAAUAGCGAGCAAUAUAUUAU
Elephantulus edwardii (Cape elephant shrew) is the source of this 2401-nucleotide messenger RNA. It is a transcript of the gene FBXL4, whose product is annotated as F-box and leucine-rich repeat protein 4. The transcript has 8 exons. The coding region runs from base 194 to 2059 and encodes 621 amino acids. Gene Ontology annotation, cellular component: SCF ubiquitin ligase complex. Gene Ontology annotation, molecular function: protein binding. The record is from RefSeq and is a predicted model, not a curated record. Lineage: Eukaryota; Metazoa; Chordata; Mammalia; Macroscelidea; Macroscelididae. Gene Ontology annotation, biological process: SCF-dependent proteasomal ubiquitin-dependent protein catabolic process.